UCUUACACAAUCAACGCCCUCGUGGUUGAACUUCAGUCAGUUCAGUUCUGCUCUCCCUUACCGGUGAAGAUCGUGAUCAGAAGAUUCACAAUAUCCCUCAAGUCUGCGACGGCCAAUCAUUGUGAUUUACUUGUCAUUCUAGUCCCCUGAUCCCAACCAUCUAGAAAUGGCAUCUGCUGUAGCACAGUCAGCUUUAGCAUCAGCUAAGCGAUUGGUUCCUCUCUUUGAUCGAGUUCUCAUUCAAAGAGCAGAGGCUGUCACUAAGACCAAGGGGGGUAUUGUUAUUCCUGAGAAGGCACAGGGUAAAGUACUCACUGGUACAGUUGUAGCUGUUGGCCCAGGCAGCAGAAAUAGCGAUGGGCAGCAUGUCCCAGUCUCUGUUAAAGUUGGUGAUCAGGUUCUUCUACCAGAGUAUGGUGGCACUAAGGUUGAGCUAUCUGAAAACAAAGAGUUCCAGCUAUUCAGAGAAUCUGACAUUCUUGCUAAAAUCGAGUCGUGAAUAAGCCACCCAUGUGUAUCAUUACCAUACCCCGAGUUCAUCUCAUUGUAGUUUUAAAAUUCAGUGAGUGGCCAGCUGGUUUCCGAAAACACUAUUGCGGGUUGGAAGCACCGUUUCUGGUCAAAGUUGCAUUUUCCUUGUGAUGUGAUGUGAAUAAGUUUUGUAUAUUGUUGCCAUAGUUCAGAGGAUAGUUGUCCCCUACAGUUUUACCAUCCUGUGUGAUGAAUGUUGAACUUUUAGAAUGAAUGUACUGAUGAAUGAUGUUCAAAUAUUAUCUAAUAAAUCUUGAUUUGAAUAAAA
Molecule: messenger RNA, 799 nt
Organism: Frankliniella occidentalis (western flower thrips)
Lineage: Eukaryota; Metazoa; Arthropoda; Insecta; Thysanoptera; Thripidae
Product: 10 kDa heat shock protein, mitochondrial
Exons: 3
Coding region: 167-499 (110 amino acids)
Cellular component (GO): mitochondrial matrix
Molecular function (GO): metal ion binding; ATP binding; protein folding chaperone
Source: RefSeq, a predicted model, not a curated record